GUCACAACGCGUCCGAGUCGGUCAGGGUCCUUCCUCUUAACCGCCAAGCGCCUCUUCCUCUUUCCUUACCCUUCACUUAUGGACAUGAACUACUCAAACCGACCUCUGUCAGAGGAGCAGCUCCGCAACGUUAUCCAGGGCCCUGCCGACGUCGAGUGGAGGUAUGUUGUUUCGCAAAUGCGGCGUGAAUGUCAGGAAAUCCUUCCAGGUCUCUUGCUAGGCCCCUUUGUCGUUUCUAAAUCUUUCGAUACUCUCAAGGCGCUGCAAAUAACACACAUUGUGUGUAUACGCGACGUGAAGGAAUCGUUCUCUGUCAAACCGCGUUUUCCGGAUCACUUUCAAUACAUUGUGCUGGAUGUCGAAGACAGCGAGGAGCAGAAUCUGAUCCGCCUCUUUCCUCGAGCUAAACAGUUCAUCGAUGACGCGAUCUCUAGAGGAGGCAAGGUUUUAGUCCAUUGCAACGGUGGCAUUAGCAUCUCCCCUGCUUUUGUAGUGAUGUUCGUGAUGCAACACUACCAACUUUCAUGGGAGGAUGCCCUUCACAUGGUACAGAAUCGACGUUAUUGUAUCUCUCCAAAUGGUGGGUUCCUGACCCAACUCAAGGAAUACGAAGCAAUCUACCGAGCAAACCAGGCGGUGUCCUCCUAUCCCACUCGUAAUAAUGGAGUAUCACGAAGGAAGAGAGAACAGAACGACGACGGUGAUGAUUCGGGGGACGAAGAUCGAAUGGAUCGUAAACGAACGCUAGUCGAUAACAACGGUAGCAUCGCUGCAGCCCAUAGCAGCUAUGACCCAAACGCAAUGGAGAUAUCGUAGUCGUCGUUUCCCCAUCCUUCCUUCGCUAUCAUUCUUUCUGUGUAUCUCCGAUUCCAAAGCCCUAGGUUGCUCCUCUAUUUUUGGCAUACUUUCCUACAAAGCCUUGAUUUUGGGCUUUUCUUUCUCCUCAAUCACUCGUUUAGCAUGGAUAUCUGUUUUGCAGUUUAAUAUUCCGGCGAAUACUAUGGCAGCGCCAAGCCACUGUCCAAGUGUGAGAGUGUGCUUAUACACCACAACUGACAAAAGCAUCGUGAAAAGUUUUCGAGUUAAUGUAAUAGUUCUGUCAAGCAUGUAAGUGUCAAGGUAGCUCGCAAGAUUGGAAUAAAAGCCUACACAAGAGUGAGAGAUCCAAAGUG
Molecule: messenger RNA, 1172 nt
Organism: Desarmillaria tabescens
Lineage: Eukaryota; Fungi; Basidiomycota; Agaricomycetes; Agaricales; Physalacriaceae
Product: protein-tyrosine phosphatase-like protein
Exons: 8
Coding region: 79-816 (245 amino acids)
Biological process (GO): regulation of ERK1 and ERK2 cascade; negative regulation of protein binding; protein dephosphorylation
Cellular component (GO): nucleoplasm; cytoplasm
Molecular function (GO): F-box domain binding; protein tyrosine/serine/threonine phosphatase activity
Source: RefSeq, a predicted model, not a curated record